UCCGCUCUUUUAAACAUUUACUUAAUCUAAUAUCUCCCUCUCUUACCCUAGAUCCAAUCUGUCCUCCCAUGAUGCUCUCUAAGAACUCCGGCCGCGGUCACCGGGGAUUGCAAGAAUCGAUGUACUCAGUGAUCUCUCUACUCUUCAUUUUAGUUGCUUGCGUCGAACUUUGCGAUGCCGCCGCCGCCAUCGACGUCUACCGUCUAAUCCAAUACGACAUGUCUGGUUCCGCUUUCGGAUCUCGUUUCGCUGCCCUCAACCACCAUGCUGCCUCCUUGCAUUUCCCUCCUGGCGCUGAUCUUUCCAGAACCGUCCUCAUCAUUCCUCUACGUGAACUAAACAUCACUUUCGUCCGAGAUUAUAUUAACCAGAAAAAGCUGUUAGGAGGAUUGCUAUUUUUGCUUCCUGAAAUAUUUAACCCUGGAAAUGGAGGGAACAAGCAAGUUCAUGAAAGAGAGAAACUGAAAAACGUGUUGGCAGAGCUUGAACGGUUACUGAUACAUGCAAAUUUACCUUAUCCUGUCUAUUUUGCUUUUGAGAACAAUGAAAUUGAUACUGUGUUGGCGGAUAUCAAGAAGAAUGAUGCAACCGGUCAACCUGCUACUGCAACUACAGGAGGAUACAAGCUUGUUAUCCCAACACCUGAACCGAAGAAAGUUGCAUCUCCCACCAUCACUAAUAUUCAGGGGUGGUUGUCUGGAUUGAAAGCUGAUGGAGAUAUGAAUCAACUUCCAACCAUUGCUAUUGUGGCAUCUUAUGAUACUUUCGGGGCUGCUCCUGCAUUAUCAAUGGGAAGUGACAGCAAUGGGAGUGGCAUUGUGGCGCUUCUUGAAAUAGCUAGGUUAUUCUCUCUCCUCUAUUCAAAUCCUAAGACAAGAGGAAGGUACAAUUUACUUUUCGGCCUGACAUCUGGUGGACCAUAUAACUACAACGGAACUCAGAAGUGGCUUCGUAGUUUUGAUCAGCGUUUACGCGAGAGUAUUGACUAUGCUAUUUGCUUAAAUAGUAUUGGUUCUUGGUAUAAUGAAUUGUGGAUUCAUGUUUCUAAACCUCCAGACAAUGCCUACAUCAAGCAGAUUUUCGAGGGUUUCUUGAAUGUGGCAGAGGAGUUGGAUAUCAAAGUUGGCUUGAAGCACAAGAAAAUAAACAUCUCCAAUCCUCGAGUAGCUUGGGAGCAUGAACAGUUCUCAAGGCUGAGAGUUACCGGAGCCACUCUAUCUCAAAUUCCUGUUGCUCCUGAACUCCUAGAAAGCACUGGAGGUCUGUUUGAUAGCAGACAAUUUGUGAAUGAAACUGCAAUCACUAGAGGUGUGAAGUUAGUUGCUGAAAGUUUUGCGAGGCAUAUCUACGGGCACCAGGGAAAAAAUGUCAAAAUAUUUGCAGAUGGUGGUAGUUUGGCUGUCAAUCCUGCUUAUGUGCAAUCUUGGCUGGAUCUUUUAUCACGAACACCUCGAGUGGCUCCAUUUCUUUCAAAGAAUGAUCCCUUUGUCAUGGCAUUAAAGAAGGAAUUAGCCGAUCACACUGACGAAGUAAACUUGCAACAUGAAAUUCUUGAAGGGAUGUUCACUUUCUAUGAUUCAACUAGCGCAACGCUUAACAUCUAUCAGGUCGCUAGUGUAGCAUUCGACUUGGUGUUACUUCUCGUGUUGGGAUCAUAUUUGAUAGUGCUCUUUUGUUUUCUUGUCAUCACAACUAGGGGUCUUGAUGAUCUAAUCAGUUUAUUUCGCCGCCCCCAUUCUCGAAAGGUAAAAACAGCUUGAUCACUUAAGUAGAACACUGUAUGCGAUUGCAUUUGUACUAAAUUAAAUGUUUUAGACAAAAGAAAAUCCCAGGACAUUCCUUAGUUGUUUUCACUAUUUUUUGUGUGUGCUAGGGGAUCAUUUUAAAUGAAAUCAAAUUUAGGCGCGGGAAAAUUUUUGCUCAAAUAUUUUGUAUUCUAUUGUUAUUGGCAAUGGUUCUUCUUUUGGCUAGAAUAAUACAUAGGGGAUCCGCAUGUGACACAUGUUUAGUGUUAUACCUAUCGUACAUGGUUUGACUU
Molecule: messenger RNA, 2038 nt
Organism: Hibiscus syriacus
Lineage: Eukaryota; Viridiplantae; Streptophyta; Magnoliopsida; Malvales; Malvaceae
Product: nicalin-like
Exons: 14
Coding region: 69-1760 (563 amino acids)
Biological process (GO): regulation of signal transduction
Cellular component (GO): endoplasmic reticulum membrane
Source: RefSeq, a predicted model, not a curated record